AAUGCUGCAUUCUGUUUGCUUGGCAUCUCCACUUCACUCUCCGAAACUCAAAGACUCCAUUAAUGGCACUUCAGAAAUACCCAAUACUACCCUUCUCCACCAUUUCACUUCUCCAUUCGAGCUCAAACAAGCUGUUGCCUUUCUCAUCAAAACCAAUAAACCUCUUUCACUACUCCCACUUUCUCGGGUAGCUUCCAUUUGCGCACUUACUCCCGAUUUCCCCUUUGCUCAACAGAUUUUCAGCUCUGUUGAUCAGCAAGAAGUUGCUAUAUGGAAUAGCUGUUUGAGACAUCUUGCUGAAGGUAGUUCUUUAAUUGAUGCAGUUUACUUGUUUCAUCAAAUGCGUAGUUACAAUGUGAGUCUUGACUGUUUCACUUGCUCGUUUGUUCUUAAGGCUUGUGUUGGGUUACGGUAUCUUUUACAUGGGAGAAUUGUUCAUGGGUAUAUAGAGAAACUUGGGUUUCAAUCGAACUUAGUUUUGUUAAAUUCUCUUCUUCAUUUGUAUGCUACUUGUGGAGCAAUGGCUGAUGCGAACCUUCUGUUCGAUAAAAUGCCUCAACGAGAUGUUGUGUCCUGGAACAUAAUGAUUACCCAAUUAGCGAAAAAGGGUGAUGUUGAUGGGGCGUUUGACUUGUUUGAGAAAAUGCCUGAGAGAAAUUUAAGGUCUUGGACUGCUAUGAUUACUGGUUUUGUUCAUUGCGGGAAGGCUAAAGAGGCUAUUAGACUUUUCGUAGAAAUGGAAGAGACGGGGUUGAGGGCGAAUGAGGUGACUGUAGUGGCUGUUCUUGCAGCUUGUGCUGAUUUGGGUGCACUUGAAUUGGGUAGGAGGAUUCAUGAGUAUUCAAAUAAGAGCGGGUUCAAGAGAAACGUUCACAUUUGUAACACUCUGAUUGACAUGUACAUUAAGUGUGGCUGCUUAGAGGCUGCAAAAGUUGUUUUCGAUGAAAUGAAGGAACGAACAAUUGUAUCAUGGUCAGCUAUGAUCCAGGGUUUAGCUAUCCAUGGACACGGUGAUGAAGCUUUAGAACUCUUUAACGAGAUGAUCAAAAUGGGAAUGAAGCCUAAUGAGGUCACGUUUCUUGGAAUCUUGCAUGCUUGCAGCCAUAUGGGGUUGAUCAACAAGGGGCGCGAACUUUUUACUAGCAUGAGUAGAGACUAUAACAUUUCCCCUCAAAUCGAGCAUUAUGGUUGCAUGGUUGAUCUCUUGAGUCGAGCAGGACUUCUUCAAGACGCAUAUGAGCUCAUCACAAGCAUGCCUAUAAAACCAAAUGCUGUUGUAUGGGGUUCUUUUCUUGGUGGAUGUAGAAUUCAAAAGGAUGUGAAAAUGGCUGAGGAAGCUAUCAGGCAACUAGGUGUCCUAGACCCUCUUAACGAUGGAUACUACAUUAUCAUGUCUAACAUUUAUGCAGAAGCUAAGCGUUGGGAAGAUGCAGCAAGGGUAAGGAAAUUGAUGAAAGAUCGCGGAGUAAAGAAAACUCCAGGUUGGAGUUCAAUUACUAUAGCAGGAGCAACGCACGAAUUUGUGGCUGGAGAUGAUAACCAUCCUCAGGCUGAGCAGAUCAUUAAGAGAUGGGAUGAACUGCUAGAACAAAUGAAGUCCAAAGGGUAUGUACCAAAUACAUCAGUGAUUCUACUUGACAUAGAAGAGAAUGAGAAAGAAAAAUAUGUGUAUCGCCAUAGUGAGAAAUUGGCUCUUGUUUUCGGUUUGAUGAACAUAAAGCCAGGAGAAACGAUCAGAAUAAUGAAGAAUCUUCGCGUUUGUGAAGAUUGUCAUGCUGCUUUCAAAGUAAUAUCAGAAAUUGUCAAGAGAGAGAUAGUUGUGCGCGAUAGGAAUAGGUUUCAUUGUUUUAAAGAUGGAUUUUGUUCUUGUAAAGACUAUUGGUAACAAAUCUUGCAC
Molecule: messenger RNA, 1897 nt
Organism: Solanum verrucosum
Lineage: Eukaryota; Viridiplantae; Streptophyta; Magnoliopsida; Solanales; Solanaceae
Product: pentatricopeptide repeat-containing protein At5g66520-like
Exons: 1
Coding region: 2-1885 (627 amino acids)
Biological process (GO): RNA modification
Molecular function (GO): zinc ion binding; protein binding; RNA binding
Source: RefSeq, a predicted model, not a curated record